UCUCACGGGGUGUUUAGAAAUUAGAAUCAGGUUGGCAUUACUACUACUUGUGUGUCUAUAACCUUGGGGUUCGGAGAUAAACACACAAUUUCUAAGGAAUAUUUAUAAUUAAAUUAAGUGAUUACACGUAUCGUAACUAGGCUUAAACAAAAUACAAUAAUGGACGUAUUUCUUAUGAUCAGGCGGAAGAAAACCACGAUUUUUACAGAUGCUAAAGAUAAUACUACCGUCCUAGAACUCAAAAAAAUCAUUGAAGGUAUACUGAAGAUACCUCCAGCGAACCAACAGCUGUACAGCAAAGAUAUUGUUCUAAUGUCAGACAACAAAUGUCUAUCUGAUUACGGAAUGACGUCGUCAGUUGCAAAAGCACAAUGUCCUGCUUUGGUAGCAUUAGCCAUACGUGGAGAAGGCGAACAAUUUGAACCACUUGAAAUGACACCAUAUUCGUUACCACCUGAUCUUCCUGACGUUAUGAAGGAAGUUACCGAUCAAGGGAAAAUUAUCUUAAAAUUUCCAACAGUCAAACCUUACAGCGAGUAAACAUUGGUUGAAUAUUUCAAUCAAUUCAUUAGCACGGUUUCAUCGGAUUAUGUCACAGGCAUCGGAGAGUCCAAAGAUGGAUGAAAUUAAUGUUACAAUGCAUCCAGACCGUCACAAUCGCAAGAUAUUGUAAUAAAUUAUUAAAUGUUGGAGUUCAAAAGUUAAGAUCUCAUCAACUUAAUUAUACGCCAAUACCUCGGCAGCUUGUUAACAGAUAUAUUUGUAUAUAUCAACGUGUUACAACUGAACUGUGGAAUGAAUUCCCACAACGUUUCUUAUUUUGAAAUAGAAUUUACCUCCUAUUGAAUAAAUUCAGUGUGCUAAUUCGGGAAAAUUUACACUGGCGUAGAGCACUCGUUUUACUUAUUUCAUUACAGUUGUAGUAAUGCAGUUCUAUUUAUUGAUGCAAUGAGAUUAUUAUUCUAGAAAACUAUCAUGUCAAUUUUAAUUGCGAAUCCAGACAUAAUUAUUAAAUGUAUUUUGUAUGCCGCCGUUCUUAUGACGGAACAAUCACUAGUUUCAUUUGAGCGAUAAGAAAUUUCGAUGUUAUAUUUGAUCUCUACUUUCUUGAUCGGUUUUUUGAACGUACAAAAUUAUCCAUUUUCAAUACUUUGAGUGUUUGUAUGACAAAAAAUGGAUUUUAUUUCUAUUUGCACACACCAUUGAUGUGUAUUAAAAUAAAUACGAUAAUAAAUCAAAUUUCUAUCAAUUGAAGGGCCCUGUUCUGUGAAUUUACGGCCCAGCCUCUCCUGUGCCUGUGAAGGGUGCGUGAAUAUGUAAAAAAAACUAAUAUGAUAAAUCUAAUUCUUGUUUUAGAAGUUCAAAUUAAACUUGAAGAAAUGCAUGACCACGGCUGGUUGUCUUCAAAUUUUUGACACAUACAGAAUAAAUAGAUUCGAUGUUUCAAACUGGAAGUCUUGUAACAACGAUCAAUUAAUAAAUAUGAAUUAAUCAAUGCAGAAAACUGAAAUGAAAAUAGCUGCCGAUCCCAAUUAAGAGUUAUAUUCAAACCGAAAUAGACGACGUUAGGUGAAAUCUAUUGAAUCAAUGACCAUAUAUAUAGAGUCUAAUGUAAGUUUGGAAUCUUGUACUUACUAAAAAAAUGAUCGAGUGUAUCAAGUUGCCUUUUUUUAACCCGCAACACACUCGCCUAGUAACUAAACUUGAAUGAAAAUCACUUAAUGUGAAUUUACGUGAAUAUUGUUUAAUGAGUUGUAUGUGGAUUAACCGCUUCUGUCCUCUCUAUGAAUCUUGAUUCUUUGUCUUACAAUACCAACGUGAACGAUUGUGAAGAUGUAUCUUGAAUUUUAAACUUCAAGUCAAAUCUGGUAAAAAAUUUUGUGAUAUUCUAGAACUACAGAAAACAAACGAGAAUAUUCUAGCUAAGUGAACGAUUGUCAAGAUCCACCUUGAAUUUUGAACCUCAAGUCAAAUCUGAUGAAUGAUUUUGUGAUACUCUACAUCUACACAAAACAAAUGAGAGUAUUCCAGCUAUGUUCUUCAGCAUUACGUACCCGCGUUGUAUGAUUCCUCAUAACUUCUGGAAAAUAAACUUUUCGAUUAGCAAUA
This is a messenger RNA of Athalia rosae (coleseed sawfly), 2109 nucleotides long. RefSeq names its product elongin-B (gene EloB). Lineage: Eukaryota; Metazoa; Arthropoda; Insecta; Hymenoptera; Athaliidae. The coding region runs from base 160 to 540 and encodes 126 amino acids. The record is from RefSeq and is a predicted model, not a curated record. Gene Ontology annotation, cellular component: VCB complex; elongin complex. The transcript is spliced from 3 exons. Gene Ontology annotation, molecular function: protein binding. Gene Ontology annotation, biological process: transcription elongation by RNA polymerase II.